Rhodofomes roseus is the source of this 3062-nucleotide messenger RNA. RefSeq names its product nucleoporin-interacting protein NIC96. Gene Ontology annotation, cellular component: nuclear pore. The transcript is spliced from 12 exons. Gene Ontology annotation, biological process: protein import into nucleus; poly(A)+ mRNA export from nucleus. The record is from RefSeq and is a predicted model, not a curated record. Lineage: Eukaryota; Fungi; Basidiomycota; Agaricomycetes; Polyporales; Fomitopsidaceae. Gene Ontology annotation, molecular function: structural constituent of nuclear pore. Bases 136 to 2730 code for a protein of 864 amino acids.
CUUGUACUACAUACCACAGUCCCUCGCAAGCUCGGUCCAAGAGUUCUCCAGCAUCCCCACCUCUUCAUGCCAUUUUGAACGGCUUCUGGACCUGAUAAUUUGACACGACUCUGAACGACGCUGAACGAGCGCACGAUGUCCGACUUGUCUGCCCUUUUGACCGCGUCGAAGGCUCUCACUUCGCAUCUCGCGCGGCCAGACCUCCCGUCUGUGCACCUUUCUUUGGAUCAGAUUGAGGCACAGUCACGUCGUCUUGUGUCUCGUCAGCCCGGGACAUCAACAGAUAAUGACCGCGCGAACUAUCUCCUUGCUCAGGCACGCGUCGAUGCACCCGGCCUUGCCAGCUCUAUAGCACACCUCAAUACGACAACAACCUUCACCCCGCUUCAGGCUCUUCAAGACACGGAUGUGGCCGGCUACCUCCGCCACGCGCACGAGCAGAACCUGAUCUCUACGAUUGAGGAGGGACGGAAGGAGACGCAGGAAGAGUUCUACCGUGUACUGGAGGAGCGGCAGCAGCGCGACUGGGAAGUGCGGAAGAAGCGGGUGUUCGAGCAGCUGGGUGGCCGUGUUGGCGGGGAGAACAUGGCAGUGGCGGAACUGAAGAAGAGCAUGCACGGGAAGAGUUUGCUGUCGGCGAGCGUCGGCCCCGCCCCAAGUUUGCAGAUGCAGAACAAGAUGAUGGCCUAUGACCGCGCUGUAUCUGAGCUCAAUAACGCGAGGUUACGCGGAACGUCCUAUCCCAUCGUACACGCUCUCUGUGCAGCCUCCAACGCUGUAAACAACGACCCCCGCUCCUUCCAGCUCACCCAAAACUUCCACGUACUCACCAAAAUUACCGCGGAGCCCCCCGCACUCCCGCCUCUCGAGCACGCCGGCGCGCAUAUACUCAACGCUCCCCUCUUCGAACGCAAGUAUGCGCGGGUAUACGUCGGUGACCCCGAAUCCCGUGAAGCUGUUGAAUUGCGCAAGCAGAUUGCGCGAGGCGCAAGGGAGGCGCUCGAGGAGCAGUAUUGGGAUGUCUUGGACAGGACGCUGCAGGCUCGGCCUAUUGAGGCGAGGCUGGGUGGUGAUCCAAGCCUCUCGAAUAAGGUUCGGGCGUUCGUGCUUGUCCGGCAUUACAGGAACGGCGAAUGGGAAGACCGCGUCGAGUUAAUCGCAGGCCAGCCAUUGUGGGCGAAACUGUUCUAUCUCGUGCGUACCGGAAACCCACAAGAUGCCCUGGUAGAAGCUCUGCGGUACCAACAAGCGAUCGAGCACCGUGAAGCGGGCUUCAUCAGCCACUUCAGGGCAUGGCUUGAUUCGCCCGAGCGAAAGCUGCCGAAGCCUCACCGAGACCAGGUACAUGCGGCCUUCAACGCGCACAUGCUGCAUUCGUCCACAGCGGACCCGUUCAAGCUCGCGCUCUACAAGCUGAUGGGCAAGAUUGACCCUGCGCGACGAAGCGUGCAGAACGUCACCGUCACGACGGAGGACUGGCUCUGGUUCCAGCUCUGCAUGGUCGACGAAGAGGAACAUGGCGGGCUGCGCGGUCUCGCGGAGGUACUCCUGAGCUAUGGCGAACGUCAUUUUGACGGUGUCCCUGGCCAGAAAGGUGCCAGGCGAGGAGUGUGGGCUGGCGUGUUGCUCAUGUGCGGUCAGUUCGAGAGGGCUGUCGCUGCAUUAUGGGAUCAUCAAGAGACUGAAGUGGAAGCUGUCCACCUCGCUAUUGCUCUGGCGUACCACGGGCUUUUGCGCGUUCCUUCUCGGGCUGAGACGUCUGAUAUGACUCCUCUAUCACUCUCCCCAACGUCACCGCCGGCCUUGAGCUUGUCAACUCUCAUCUGGCGCUAUGUCCGUACCUUCGUCAAGAUGGACGCAAGGGAAGCGCUGCAGUACGUCUACUGCGCCACCCUCAGUGCGGACCAGGGCGGUGGAGUUGGCAAGGAGCAACUCGAAGCUGCAUGGGAGCUCGUCCGCCGUAUCAUUGUCCUCGCGAACACCGGUGCUGCUUGGGAAGAGCUCGUCGGAGGGUUCCGGCCUGACGGCACACGUUUCAGCGGGCUCAUUGAGCAAGGUGCAUCCCUCCUCAAGCUCGAUAAUAGCCAAGAUUACAACGAUCAGAUCCUCCUGCGCGCCGCCCAGCACUCGGAGGAGAACGACCGCGCGCCCGAGGCGAUCAAGCUCUACAACCUCGCGGGCGACUACACGACCGUCAUCGCGUGCCUCGCGCAGGCCCUGGGCAACACCAUCGCCCAGCCGAGCGGCGACGAGAAGGCGCGCACGAUCGAACGGACCGCGGCUGAUAUCCUGAGGCAUUAUGAGCGCACGAACAGGGCGGUGGGCAAGGAGAGGGAUGCGGUUAUCCGGUUGCUGAGGGUGAGGGAGGCGAUGGAGGCGAAGGAGAGCGGGAGAGUCGAGCUUGCGCUCGAGAUGAUGGAGUCGACGGACCUCAUACCUAUGGACGGGGACGUCGCGAAGAUCCAGCGGCGCGCAGAAGAGUUCCGCGACCUCCCAGAGGCACUCCAACGGAACCUGCAGACCUUCCUUACGCUCACCAUGGAUACACUAGCCAGCGUCCACCAAAAGGUCAAGGCGUCGCUCAUGGCCGAGGCGACUCGCCAGGUGACCUAUGCAGCGCUACGGAAGAAGUCGAGGUCGCUGAUGAUAUUUGCGGGCACGCUGAAGUAUCGGCUGUCCCCCGACGUGUAUUCGUAUCUCGCGCGGUUGGAUGUCGAGAUUGCGCUCUGACCUCGAGUGUCUCUGUAAUGUUUCUUGUUUUCCACAAUUGUAUCUUCUACAUGGUCUAGGCUUACAUAGGUGUAUUCAGUCCAUGAAUGAAGGUAAUUCGAGGUAGUUCGAGGGAAUAGUCCGAUUACAGUGAGACGCGUUCAUUCACGAACCUCCGUCUCCGCUAUGAUACGACGCAUGGCGUCACGAACGCAAUCCGCGUCGAACUGUGGGACGCCGGACUUUUCGUCCAGUGUGCCCUUGGCCUGAACACACUCGACUCCCAAUGCCUGUGCAUGUAAUGUCGUAUCAAAAAUAACAAAUACACGAGUCCAACACGUACGGUGAUUAGU